Messenger RNA from Daldinia loculata, 562 nucleotides. RefSeq lists its product as uncharacterized. The coding region runs from base 156 to 443 and encodes 95 amino acids. The record is from RefSeq and is a predicted model, not a curated record. Lineage: Eukaryota; Fungi; Ascomycota; Sordariomycetes; Xylariales; Hypoxylaceae. The transcript has a single exon.
UAAUUUGAAUGAUCUGAAGAUGGCCUGAUGAUACGUACUAGUCCUGACUUACAUAUCCCUUGCCUCUUCUCUGGAACCGACAGAUGUACCGGACAUCCUACACGAGAGUGGUAUUUAUACUAGACUACUAAACUUAGAGUCUUAGCGUGCGUAUCAUGCAGUUUAUACGUGUGUCUCGCUUGAUAGUUUUGGAAGGGGUGGUGGUGUCGUGUUUGUCGUUGAUAUGCGGUAUAAGAGCACGAGGUAUAGACCAUGGUGUUAGCCCCCUCGUCCGCCCCUCGUCCGCCCCUCGUCCACCCACUCAAAUGGAUCCGGGGAGAAGCCAUACAAGGUAUAAACCAGGAUUCCGGGGCGCGUCCCCAAACUUUCCAGGAAUAAGUUGGGGGUGGGCUCAACGAGAAUGGUCAAGUUUAACUACUAUUAUGGAUAUAUGUCUAACUUAGUAUGUUCUAACUAGGUAGGUACUGUAGGUAGUCAAAUCCUAGUCCCAGUCCCCGUCCCCGUCCCCGGUUCGAAACCCGGAAUAAAAACGGAGCCGAGCAACGCUAGGGCGUUUGCAUCG